This is a messenger RNA of Nanorana parkeri, 2883 nucleotides long. Its product is annotated as fibrocystin-like. The coding region runs from base 1 to 2883 and encodes 960 amino acids. NCBI's taxonomy places the organism in Eukaryota, Metazoa, Chordata, Amphibia, Anura, Dicroglossidae. The record is from RefSeq and is a predicted model, not a curated record. The transcript has 18 exons.
AUGGAGUGUCGGGCCCCUAAUCAGCCAAUUAUCACUCAGAUUACUGCGAUACGGGAGAGCUGGCUCCAGAACACCCAGGGAGAGGAUGCACCUUAUCACUUCUGCAGCCUUUGGUCUCGGAAUUCCAGUUGGCCUUCUGGCCAUCCGCCAUUAGAUGGCGACAACGUCACGGUAGAGCGAGGCCGCACCCUGCUGCUGGAUGCUGACACGAGCCUCCUCAACCUGCUGCAUAUCAAAGGUGGCAGUCUUAGGUUCCUGGGCCCGGGGCCCAUCCACCUCCGUGCCCAUUACAUUCUGGUGUCAGAUGGAGGGGAGCUCCUAGUGGGAGAAGACAAUGCAGUCUUCGCAGGAAAAGCCCACAUCACUUUAUAUGGAAGUUCUUAUACCGCUCCGUUAUAUCCGUACGGGGUUAAAUUCCUGGCUGUCCGCAACGCAACUAUUUCCAUGAAUGGCUGGGCUCCGAAAGUCAUUUUCACACACUUAGCGGCUGCAGCCAGAGCCAAUGACACAGACCUGGUGCUUGCCAAACCUGUUGACUGGCGUGUAGGGGAUGAAGUUGUGCUUUGCGGAGGAAGGUUUGAGGGUCUCAUCAAACAGCAAGAAAUUCUGAACAUACAAUCCAUCAAUGGCACACGCCUCUCUGUCAGCCCUCCUCUGAGAUAUUCCUAUGACAUUGUGAAACAAUUUCUUGAAACAGACUGGAUACUUCUAAGACCUGUUAUAGCUUUGCUAAGCAGGGAUAUUGUUAUACAAGGCAAUCUAACCGAUGAAUACCUCAGUCGUUACCAACGUUGUCAUCAAGUGGGGGAGUCAGAUAUUUCCGAAUGCCACUAUGACAGAAGUGAGAAAAUUCUCGGAUCUCAAGAUCUGGGUUUGGUUUUCAUGGCACAAGCUUUGAAAGAUGAACCGAUUCUAAUCCACAUCUCUGGAGUCCAGUUCCUCCACGCGGGCCAGGCUUUCAAUAAACCCCUGGGUGCAAUAAAUAUUAUUGGCAACGUUCCGAUGUUUGGUAUGAAGAUGCACAUUGGUUCUUAUAUACAAAAAUCCAUUGUGAAGGAUUCUUUUGCACGAGGAGGCAUUCUGACUGGAGUUUCACAGUUUACAGUGGUGGAAAAUAUCUUCUGCAAUAUUCGGGGUCACGGCCUGGUUGUAGGAGAACCUUUCCACGGACCUCUUGAAAUUAAGCAUAAUCUGAUGAUCAAGAUGUCAGGCGGUGACGGCCUCUCCAAUAUUGAGACACUGGCUCCGGCUGCUGUCUAUACCAGGUCACCUUCCGUCAUCAUAGAGGAUAACUGGGUGUGCAGCUCUGGUUAUGGCUACUUCUACCACCUGUCAUCCUCUGGACCUUCCCAAGCGGCACUGGGUUCAUUCAAGAACAAUGUGGCAGAAUCCUGUACAAGAUCUGGCUUUUGGAUUCACCCCGAAUACGUGCCCAUCAGCGUUGAGGUCCCGGCCGCGUUCCAGGACUUCACGGCCUGGAAGAGUCGAGGUGGAGCACAGAUCUCUCGAUGUGGAAACAUCUCUUUUAAAGGCUUCAAGAUCUAUUCCUGCCAAGAAUUUGGGAUUAAUAUCAGCGAAAGUAGCGGGAACACCGAGAUUUCAGAUAGUUUAUUGCUUGGCCGUUUGGAUGGCGAGGACAAGGCUUGCAUGGCGUCUGGUGUUACUACCCCGAAAAGGUUUCAGUUAGUCAUCUCUAACACAACUUUUAUAAAUUUUGACCGGCAGACGUGCAGCGCUCUGAGCACAUGUUCCGGCUGUAUGAGGGGACAAGGGGGCUUCACAGUAAAAACCCGGAGGCUUACCUUUGUAAACUCGCCCAGGAAAUCACUUUUCCCAUUUGCUCAUUCUGCCCUCGUUGAAGACGUCGAUGGCUCCUUCUUUGGCUGGAAAGGGAGCCACCUGCUGGCCACCACGGGUAUCCUCCCGUGCUGCUGCCUGGCAAAGGCCGACAUCAGCGGUGGCGAACUAGCCAGCAUCUGCCCAGCCGACAAUAAAUUCCACCGCAUGUCCAUCUCUUUAGGACGAGCACCCAUCAUCGGUUACAACGUGACAAUCAACAACAGCAGGAAUGGAAGCAGCACUGUGAAUUAUGUGGAAGACACUCUGUCCAGCUUGUACGGCUGGCAGGCCCUGCUCCUGGAUAAAGAAACUUACGCCAUCAAAUUCCAUUCCCCGGACAGGAGGAACGCGUUACAUUAUUCUGCCACUUUUGACGAUUUUGAAGCGGGAAAUUACAUGUUUGUACAGCACCGGAAUUUGUGGAGAUCGGUGAACAUCUCCAUAACUUGUGGGCUGGCACCUGGGAGACCGCUCCAGUUUGCUCCUCUGCCAGGGAAGAAUGAGGCCUGUGAUUGGUACUUCAACAGCGCUCUCGGAACACUGACCUACAUCGGUAAGAGGGCCAUUCAAAGGGAACUGAUCACAACGCACGCUGACCUUCCAGCUCUCUCCUGGUCCUGUUCCUCCAUCCUUGGAAACCAGCUUCUGGACUGUGUCCUUGCACAGCGUCUACACACCCUUUGGCACCUGUGCUGCUCUCUGUCCUCACGCUCCCUGUCUCCACUCUCAGAGUUGCUAGGGAAGCCUCCUCAACUAAUUUGGUCUUCUACCAGGUUAGCUGGUAAGAGGUUCUGGGAAAUGUUUGUGUUUGUACUUUGUCCCAGCACAGAAUUGUGCCGAGACUACAAACUGAGCUGCCCAUGCAUGGCUCUGUGUACACUUACAGGAACAUAUGCUGACAGGCCGGGAGAAUUAGUGCUGCCGCAGAGGAAGAAGGAGCGCAGGCAGAGACUUCUUAGGAGUGCACUCUGUGAGCCUAUACGUAACUUCCUCCCAGUCAGUGCUGCCUCGGAGGAAGAAGGAGCGCAGGCAGAGACUUCUUAG